Molecule: messenger RNA, 1130 nt
Organism: Aaosphaeria arxii CBS 175.79
Lineage: Eukaryota; Fungi; Ascomycota; Dothideomycetes; Pleosporales
Exons: 1
Coding region: 127-645 (172 amino acids)
Source: RefSeq, a predicted model, not a curated record
CUCCACGCAAACUUGUCGUGAUGGACUCAAUUGUUUGCACUCUUAUUUUCCAAUAAUCCAUAUCUAGGAUAUAUUCGUAGACAACUGAAUGCCUUUCCCUUCUACAGAACAAUUCGGGAGCCUACAAUGGCAAUCGCAAUCCAGUCACGCAAUGAUUCAAUCCAUCAUCGUAUUCCUAGCCACCCUCAAAACAUACACAUGUUACACUUUGUAAACCAUAAACUCACUGUUCAUAAAAACACGAAAUCACGAGUUCACGCGCCAUCCCCCCUCCACCCUCCGUUCUCUCAAAGCUUUAGCCUUACCAUUCAUACCCCCGGCUCCCAUUGUCUAACUACCGCUUCUCGCACCGCACCGCACCGCACCGCACCGCACCGAACCGUACCUUUCUAUUGCACACCCUGUCAUGCAAGCCCAAAAACGACAAAAUCCUCCGUGCCCUCCGAUCCACUCCAGGGGUGCUACGGUGCCUGCAAUCUGACAUGUGAAAGCCGCGAACCCAGGUCCCAGGCUCCCAGCUUCCCAGGUACCCACUCAAAAACCCUACACUACAGGUUUCUUCUGACAUGUGAAAGGUACCCACCCACACCCACUCGCACCACCCCCAACCCAACCACCAUCCUCCUAUCCUCUCGUCUCCCAUGAAAGUGAGAGUCCAUGCGCGGAAAAUCAUGCAUGACAUCGUCUAGUUACCUGUCCCCGUCCCCGGGAGCGAUGGGAGCGCGAGUCCAUGCUCGAUACCGUCACCCGUCCUCGUCUCGCAUCGUCUCGUCUCGUCCCGCACGACGGGACCCAGCGAUCGUGCAUGCGGGAGCCAGGUACGCGGUAAAGCUCACCGAGACGACCGACCGAGGCUGGGGGAGGGGGGAGCUUCCUUAUCUACCGUCGUGGUUGUGCUUAUCGCAGCUGGUUGCUAUGAAGCCAUUCACAACGGUGUACCCAGUUUAUGUAGAUGGUAGAGACAUGUACUUAUAUACACCGUACCCCGUACGGAGGACACUCUCAACAACUCAACCAUCUAUCUGUAUCUAUCUUAUCAUCCCCCUUCCCCGCCCCCCAGGUACUCAACACAAACUGAACAGCUAUCUCCAUUGAAAACCAACCGACCCCUCAAUUCAACAGUCCGUCCU